Stylophora pistillata is the source of this 3561-nucleotide messenger RNA. RefSeq lists its product as uncharacterized. The record is from RefSeq and is a predicted model, not a curated record. Gene Ontology annotation, molecular function: protein binding. Lineage: Eukaryota; Metazoa; Cnidaria; Anthozoa; Scleractinia; Pocilloporidae.
CCUCUCAGUUCUCUUAAGUAUUACCGGUCCAGCGUUACGAUUUACAAUGAGCUCAGAGCCAGUCUGCGGUUUAAAGAAGAGUGGAAGAUAACCUACCGUAGUUCCCGUGAAUAUGCAUACACAGCGUUAUGGAAACUGCAUUUGGAUUUAGUUCAAGUUGUUGAGGCUCUACUCGUUGCUGAUCAAGCACGUGCUCAAGCUCUAAAUGAUAUGGUGAAUUAUGAGUAUGGCUCUGGAGAACCAUGCUAUUUGCCACACCUGCCUGAUAAGCCUGUCUGCGAGUUACCUGUGGGUUGUGCUCAAUCAAAUUUGGUUUUCUUAAAAGUUACUGAUAAAAAAAUGUAUUUCUGGGUUGUUCAGAUCGGUAACCAUGUUCAGUUUAGAAAAAUAAAGAUCGGCGAUUAUGGCUCAGGUCCUUAUUUGACCGAAAACUUCAUUGCAAAGUUAAACAACGAGAAAUUCGGAACAUUGCGGAUCAAAUGCGAGAAUCGUUCACUUGAUGAUGAGCCUUGCGAUGACGAAUUGGCCCCUGAAAGYGCGGUUGAUAAGCUUUCCGAGUCUUCCCAGACAGAGUCAGUGCACAAAUUGUAUGACAUCAUCAUUGGUCCUAUUGCCGACCUGAUUAAUGGCCAUGAACUUAUCUUUGUUCCCGAACGUUCAUUAUGCAUGGUCCCUUUUGCUGCACUGAUGGACUCCAAUUCAAAGUAUCUGUGCGAGUCUUUCAGAAUUCGCGUCAUUCCAUCCUUGACCACUCUCAAGUUGAUUGUUGAUGCAAAAGAUGAUUUCCACAACAAGACCGGCGCGCUACUCUUGGGGAAUCCAUGUUUGGAUGAAGUUCUUUUUGAGGGAAGAAAGUUAGAUCCGCUUCCAUGUGCCGAAAGAGAAGUGAAAAUGAUAGGCGACAUCCUCGACUCUACGCCACUCAUUGGAGAGGAAGCAACAAAAGAUGAGGUGUUGAGGCGGCUCUCGUCAGUUGCUCUGGUACACAUCGCAGCACAUGGCCGGAUGGAGACAGGAGAAAUUAUCCUUGCGCCACGAACAAACCGCAAAUCCCAAACCCCUGCCGAGGAAGAUUAUCUUCUCACCAUGAAGGAUGUGUCGGAUGUUCACAUGCGGGCAAGGCUGGUUGUGCUAAGCUGUUGUCACAGCGCUCGUGGAGAAAUAAAAGCGGCUGAAGGAGUGAUUGGCAUAGCGCGAUCGUUUCUUGGUGCCGGAGCUCGCUCUGUUUUGGUGGCUUUGUGGGCGCUUGGUGACGAGGCCACGAUGGAAUUCAUGAAGUACUUCUACAAAGAACUUGCAGCAGGAAAGAGAGCCAGUGAAGCUCUUCAGCAAGCUAUGAAUUGCAUGAGAGAAAUUGAACAGUUCAGAAAUCUGCGGAACUGGGCACCAUUUGUACUCAUUGGUGAUGACGUCACACUGGACCUACCGGACGCUUCUGAAGUUUAGACUUUGGCUGGUGCACACGUUGUCUUCGUUGAAAGAAAACCCACACAAGAAACGACGUGACUCUUCGCGGAUGGGGAAAAUACUUCAAGGACCAUACCAGGAUUGGAUCGUACACAGACUCAAAUGGACCAGAGUAAUCUAAGAUCUUUUUAGUUUUUUCCUUAAGGGAGUUUUAGUGCCUAUAGAGGCAUUUGAACUCGUAGUCGAUGAGAAAUCUUUAAUAAUUUUCAAUUUUUGGUGCAGGAUUUAGUUUUCAUUAUGAGCGCAGACAAAAAAUACUCUCUACAUCGAAAUUUUGCGAAAAGAGGUCUUUGUUAAAGAUUAACUAAACGAAGGGUAGGCAUCUCAGAAAAUGAUUCCUAGGUUUUGAUGAGAAUUUAUGCCACACAUGUAAACUUUUUAUUUGUUUGGUUUACUAAAAAUAAUCGUGAACUGAAGAAAUCACGGCCUGAUCCUUUUUGAAUUUUGCUCGAAAAGUGAUCGUUAUCGGUGAGGAAUCUUAAACAAUUUAUCAAUUUUUCUUAAGAUGUAUUUGUGAAAUUUCAUUGUAUGCUCAGAGAAAAUAGUUUUUAGAUCGGAAUUUUGUGCAAAGAGGUCUUCGCUUAAGACCAUCUUAAUGAAGUCUGUUUCAGUGCUAUUAGAGGUACAGUGCGAUCGAGUAUUCAUUCCAACUUGUUAUCUAUGACAAUUUAUUUUAUAAGUCUCACUGAGAGUUCUUUGGUAUAGAUUAAGUAAACGAAGGGUCAGCAUAUCAGAAAAUUAUUUCCGGGCUAUGAUGAGAAUUUUUGCCACAACUGUAAAUUUCUAAGAGGUUAAGUUUACUUAAAAUAAUCAUAAACUGCCGAACUCACUGCUUGAUCUCUUUUGAACUUCAUUUGAAAUCGAUUGUUAUCGAUGAGAAGUUUUUUUUUAACUUUGUUUAAUUUCAGCGUUUGCAGCAAAAAAUAGUUUUAAGAAUUUUUUCAGAAUUUUGUACAAAGAGGUCUUUGCUAAAGACAAUCUGAAUGAAAUCUGUUUGAAUGCCAUUAGAGGCACUAUUUGAUUGGGUAUUCAUUCCAAAUUGUUAUCGAUAAGAUUUUUUGACAUUUCGCCAAUUUUAGUUUAGGACUUAGUUUUUCUAAGUUUCAUUAUGUGCCCAGAGAAAAACACCCUUUCUGUUGUUAUCGGUAAAAUUUUUUUACAUUUCGCCAAUUUUAGUUCAGGACUUAGUUUUUCUAAGUUUCAUUACGUGCCCAGAGAAAAAUACUCUUUCCGCCGUAACGUUUAAUUAAGAUUUCCUUAUGAAAGGAAUUGUUACCAGGCUACCAUGAGAGUUUUAUAUAGAUUAUGAUAAACACGCGGCCCGAUCUUGUUGGUUUGGUUGAGAUAUUAAGAUGUAAAGUUUAGACUAUUUUAUAUUCAAAACUGGACAUAUAAUAUCCCUUCUUUGUUACUUUCCGUAGUUUUAGCAUCUUCAAGUGACUCAAUUUCUAAUGUCUUUUUUUUAAACUACUUUUGAAGCGGAGCUAUUCUGAAAAGUAGUUUUACGAUGAACGAUCUUUGUAUUGUAAAAAGGGAUUUACAGUUUUAAUUUGCCUAAGUUUAACUCCUGUCUGAGCUUGGGACCAGUCUUCAUUCAUCACCUGGGUGGGGUGGGAGGAUUUUGGUUUUGUCACGAUAAAAUUUACCUGAUACCCCAUAAAGCUCUAGUAUUCUUAUGACAGUUAAUUGAUAAUCAUCUUUUUUACCCAACCCCCUCCUUUUACACUCUGUUGGCGAUGGCUGAUCCUCUUCCGUCCUCCAUCCUCUCAGCCCAGGUGAUAAAUAAUGACUGGCCCAUUUAACGGGGAACAUUUUGGUAAUUUGUAAUGAGUCAUCCUUUAAUAUAAAUAAUUUUUAAAACUUACCGGUGUACAUGAACCAAGAAAGUCCUUAAAACUCUCAGGGUCUGAUUGUGUGGCUGCCCUCGAAAGUCAACUCGCAUCCGAAGGAGUUUCGUUGUUAUUCGCAAGAAAAAGAGAAAUUUUAAUCCUGGGAUCUGGCUUAGAAGUAACAAAUCUUCUUGAGAUAACAACGUAGUCGCCUUAAGAUACAUGGAUGGACGAAGGAUUACAUGGAUCUGACUGACAUGUAAUA